This is a messenger RNA of Ahaetulla prasina, 1508 nucleotides long. RefSeq lists its product as uncharacterized. The transcript has 2 exons. The record is from RefSeq and is a predicted model, not a curated record. NCBI's taxonomy places the organism in Eukaryota, Metazoa, Chordata, Lepidosauria, Squamata, Colubridae. The coding region runs from base 214 to 885 and encodes 223 amino acids.
AUGGGAGGGGAGAGAGAGGACAUCACUGGGUGCUUACAAGACGCCUGACCUCAUUCCUGGCGCUCGCCCUAUCAGGCGACCGUAGGCGUGGGAUAGUGACGGUUGGAACCGGGGACGAAGUGGGGGCCCAAUUCCAGACGUGUUCUCUCCCUUUAUGGGGGGUUACGGGUUUUUUUCCGAAAACUAUAGAGACUGAACCAACUCUUAAAAAAAAUGAAUCAUGACGCCCUUCUUUCCGUCAUUGAGCUACUGCGCAGACUCGAAGCCGCCGAGCGCAGAGGAACUCCCGGAAACAGACCCGAAGGAUCCGGAGACAGCCGAAGCGGGAACGAAGAGAGGACUCGAGAAAACUCCACCAAUAACCAGAGAGAGAUUGCCGCUGCGAAAGAGACUUCCGGUGGACCUGUAGCCAUAGCAACACAGGACAGGGAAACGGCCCUCGAGCCGGAAACUGCGACCGGCGAGGAGCGGUUGUCGAACGAGGAACCGUUUGAGCAAGUCGCCUCACCCGAUUCACAGGCCGUUAUAGGUCUACAAGCGAAUGUCGCUCAGCUGUCAACAGAUGUUAAAGCACUGACGGAAACAGUCAAAUCCCUUGACAAGAAGAUGGAUGAGGUCCUAAUUCUCCUCAAGGCCCCCCAACCUGAGGGAGCCAAAGUUCUAAACAAGAACAUCAUUAGGGUGUUGAGCGCCGUGGAUAGCAGCGCUAAAGUUGUCGAAAGGCUGUCUGAAAAGAUCGAGUUGAUCCAUGCCAGGUCGGCGAUAGGCAUCCCGGAGGCUCCGAUGACAGCCCCAGCGGCUCCACUCGUAACAGCAAUAUACCCAAGCCUUCCAGAUCAGCCCGCAGCGGCAGAGACGUCAAGCGCGAUUAUUAAAGAAUUGUAAGCCACCAGAGUCACUUGGCUGAGUUGGGCAGCUAUAGAAAUUGACUCCAUCAAUUGAUCCAUCAAUCCGAGGACCUCAACAGAUAGCCAGUUUUGAUCACAGCUACCAAGUGGGCAACCAUUCUUCUAAGUAUUAUCAUUUACCCUUCUGAUUCGAAAUCUUCUCUGUUGGACAAGGAAGGCAAUCAUAGCAGCAAAAUGGUUUCCCUUCCUUUUUGGCCUUCCUAUAACCUGGAUGACAAUGGUCAUUGCAAAGAGAAAUAGGCUUUGUCUACAGAUAAAAGAAAGAGAAGAAUAUAUUGGACAAUAUUGGAAGAAAAAAGAAUUACCUACAAUAGAAGAAUGGAUAUUGAAAGUUACUAAUUUGGCUGAGAUGGCAAAAAUCUCAGCCUUUUUGAAAGACAAUACGUAGGAAAGAUAUUUAAUUGAAUGGAAAAAAUGGAUUGAUUAUCUACAAAAUAGAUAUCAGAUUAGGAGAUAUCAGAUUGCCUUUGAAUAAUAAGGAUGUAUUAUUUUAGAAUGUUAUGGGGGAGGUUAGGAAAUGAAAAGACUCUGAUGAGGUUAAUUGGGUUGGAAGGGAAAAUUUUAGUCUAUGUUUGCCUUAUGUGUAAUAAUACCUGGGAA